AGCUAGUUAUCUAACGUUAGUACAAUUGGUAAGAGACCUAGUCUAGCGUAACUAUACCAUAACAGUUACCAUAUCUAAUGUUAUGUAGGAGGUAAAUUUCGUUAUUUCUAAACGCAACAACAGUGAUAUGCAAGUUGGCGUACAUUAUUAGCUAGCUAACUUAUUGUUAGCAAUAUUUCCUAAUGUUACACGCUCGCUUGCUAACUAGGUCAUUUGACUUAAGUUUGGUGUUUGUUUGUUUUUCCAUCAAAAUAUAAGCCAAUAUAGUGUGAGCUACGAAUGUCUAGCGUUACUCAUACUACGUUAACUUGCCUAAUUUUUGUGUCAGUUCGGCCAUUUAGAAAACGUAACUAGCUAGCUAAAUGUUCUAACGUUAGAUAUAACGUUAAAUUGCUUCAUUAGAUAAAACUAUUCAGAUAUUUAGCGAACGUUAGUUAGCUACCCGCCAUGGAACCCAACUGUAUAGUCUAGCUCGCUAGAGUACCAAAAUGAGUAGCUCAGAGGAAGUGUCGUGGAUCUCCUGGUUCUGUGGACUGAGAGGGAAUGAGUUUUUCUGUGAGGUUGAUGAGGACUAUAUCCAGGAUAAGUUUAACCUGACAGGACUCAAUGAGCAAGUGCCCCAUUAUCGGCAGGCUCUGGACAUGAUCUUGGACCUAGAACCUGACGAGGAGCUGGAGGAUAACCCAAAUCAGAGUGACCUGAUUGAGCAGGCAGCAGAGAUGCUCUACGGCCUCAUCCAUGCACGUUACAUUCUCACAAACCGAGGCAUCGCUCAGAUGUUGGAGAAGUACCAACAGGGAGACUUUGGGUACUGUCCCAGAGUUUACUGUGAGAACCAGCCUAUGCUCCCCAUUGGGUUGUCAGACAUCCCAGGAGAAGCCAUGGUGAAGCUGUAUUGCCCAAAGUGUAUGGAUGUCUACACACCCAAGUCCUCCCGACACCACCACACUGAUGGGGCUUACUUUGGGACAGGCUUCCCUCACAUGCUUUUCAUGGUGCACCCUGAGUAUCGGCCCAAACGGCCUGCUAACCAGUUUGUGCCCAGGCUGUAUGGUUUCAAGAUCCACCCCAUGGCAUAUCAGCUUCAGCUUCAGGCAGCCUCCAGCUUCAAGAGCCCCGUGAAGGCAAUUCGCUAAGACCUUCAGGAGGGGGGAGGGAUUGGGGUGG
Conger conger (European conger) is the source of this 1167-nucleotide messenger RNA. Its product is annotated as casein kinase II subunit beta. The coding region runs from base 489 to 1136 and encodes 215 amino acids. Gene Ontology annotation, molecular function: protein kinase regulator activity. Gene Ontology annotation, cellular component: protein kinase CK2 complex; cytoplasm. NCBI's taxonomy places the organism in Eukaryota, Metazoa, Chordata, Actinopteri, Anguilliformes, Congridae. The transcript is spliced from 7 exons. The record is from RefSeq and is a predicted model, not a curated record.